CUGCUUUGCGCCGGUGCUUGCUAAGGGGAAAGAGGUCGCGCCGUGCCGUGCCGUGCCGUGCCGUGCCGUGCCGUGCCGUGCCGUACCCUUCCGGGGUGCGCGGCCCCAUCAGCCCAGCCGCCUCCCUUCCUCUGCCCUGCCCUGCCCUGCCCGCUUUCAGGUGCCGGCAGCCCGCGGGCCACAACCGCCCCGAGCAACCCCGGCGAGGCGGGCGGAGCUGCGCUCACUGACAGCCUGCCGGAGCCGCCGCGUGUGCCCGCAGGGAGCCGUCAGCCGUUUGCGCCUGGCCCGGCUGCGGAGGAAAGCACAGCUUGUGCCCGCACUCCGUUUGUAAAUCGUUCCCGUCUCCAGCCACGCACCUAUGAAAUACUAUCAUCGGAUCAGAAAGUGAAAGAAUGUGAGAAAGGAAGAAGUGGUGUUACUUAUGCACCUGUAACUGUCUCGUGAGGUGUUGGUGCUGCUGUACCUCAUUUUGUACCUAUGUCGUGGUGAUCUCUGUAGGAUCUCAGGUAUCUCAGAUGUGCACCAAGCAAUGUAACUUAAUGGCUCUGUUAUAUGGAUGCACCUUCCCAUUUCAGAAGGGUGACAGAAAGUCCCUUUGGGAGAAGCCCUUUUAUUUUGGAUUUUUUAAAAAAUUAUAAUUGUUUAUUAUGCAUGCAGUGCUGAAUGUACAUCCAAGAAGAUUCAAGAAGCCACGGGCAGAAGUGGCACACCUGGUGCUGAGCGGUCUGUUUUCACAUGAGCACUUUUUCCUUGUGGUAGGCUGAAGUGACUGACUGCACACAACUGGAGCUUGCAUAUGUUGGAUGAACGGCCUUAGAGCAGCAGGUCCUAGGAAGUUGUAUAGAGACCUGCAGCCUCACAAAGUACUCCUAGAAGAAGAUGAAUGUUGCUGAGGCAAUGCGUUUUUUGUCUCAUAUAUUGCAUUUCUAUGUGCUCAGGGUACUAAUAACUGAACCAAAGGCCACUACUGACAAAUCCAGAGGUUCCUAGAUCAUGGAGAAGUACAGGAAGCAUUGUUCCCAAAUGCAAUACGAUACUGUAGGCACAGAUCGCAUGCUUCUUUUUUCAGUAGUACUCUCAGAGCCUGUAAGUGCAAGGAAUUUUACUGCAUGGUUUUAGGCUUGAAAACAGGAUUCAGUGGCUCGAUCAAUGAGAAUACCACAGCGGUAUUUCUUGUGGUUCUCUUCAUGUGACUGAACAGAUUCACAGUGAGGCCUGAAGGUAUUUCCUGGAAGUUGAUCACCAUGCCAAGGGAAAGUACAGCUCAAGCACCCGACCACAGUCAGCGUAUCUCUGUUAAAGUUUCCCCUGGUCUCUGAGGCAUCUGGCUGCAAAUACCAAGCACUGGAUUAAUACCUGAGGCAGCCUGUCCUUCCAGCCAGAUGGAGGCUUUGGAGAAAAAGAGCGACCUCCUUGGUUUGCAAACAGAGGGCAACAUGGAACAACCAUUCAGUAUUAGUUCCUUGAAAAAGCUCGUAGCUAUUCCUGACCACACGGACAUCUCUGUGACCCCAGAAGAGAGAGUGCGUGCCUUAAGCAAACUUGGCAGCAAUAUUGCAAUCAAUGAGGACAUCACUCCGCGUCGUUACUUCAGAUCCGGAGUAGAAAUGGAGCGAAUGGCAUCAAUAUACAUGGAGGAGGGAAAUCUGGAGAACGCUUUUGUUUUUUAUAACAAGUUCAUAACCUUGUUUGUGGAGAAGCUGCCCAGUCACCGAGACUAUCACCAAUGUGCAGUACCAGAAAAACAAGUUAUUAUUAAGAAACUGAAGGAGGUUGCAUUUCCACGGACAGACGAACUGAAGAGAGAUCUUUUAAAAAAAUAUAGCUUAGAAUAUCAAGAAUACAUGCAAAACAAAAACAAGUGUAGAACUGAAUCUCUGAAGAAACUAGAGCAGCAGAAGCUGAUAGAGGCAGAGAAGAAACGAAUUGCACACAUGCGGCAGCAGCAGCUUGAAUCAGAACAGUUUCAGUUCUUUGAAGAUCAGCUUAAGAAGCAAGAACUGGCUCGAGAUCAGAAGAUUAAAGAGAGCAUGGUUAUGUCUGAGCAGAUAGAUGGAAGUAUGCUAUCCUGCAUUUCUGUACCUGAGAACAGUUCCUCACCUACCACACUGCUAGAGAAAAAAGAGAAGAGUGGCAUGUGUGUCUCUACUGGAGAUUCACCUCCAGUAAACCGGGCCUUAAAGCCAGCAGCUGCUUUAAGUGCUGUUCAGACUCAAUUGGCUGAAGCGCUCAGAGGUGUAAUUUUACCCAGGGAUCUCUGUCACAAAUUUCUGCUGCUAGCAGAGGCAAAUACAUUAAGAGGAAUAGAGACAUGUGGAAUUCUCUGUGGAAAACUGACACACAACGAAUUUACUAUUACCCACGUAAUAGUGCCAAAGCAAUCUUCAGGACCAGACUACUGUGACAUGGAGAACGUGGAAGAAUUAUUUGGUAUUCAGGAUCAGUUUGAUCUCCUCACUUUGGGUUGGAUACACACACAUCCAACACAAACCGCAUUCUUAUCCAGUGUUGAUCUUCAUACUCAUUGUUCUUAUCAGCUCAUGUUACCAGAGGCCAUUGCAAUUGUUUGUUCACCAAAACAUAAUGAUACUGGCAUCUUCAGACUGACUAACGCUGGCAUGCUUGAAGUUUCUGCUUGUAAAAAGAAGGGAUUUCAUCCACAUACAAAGGAUCCUAGGUUAUUUAACCCAUGCACCCAUGUGGUUGGGAAAGACAUAAAGAUAAUUGUGCUGGAUCUGAGGUGAUACGGAUGGACAGUCGCCGUGUUGCUAUAAAAGUGGCCAAAAGAGAAAAAUGGCUUCCUGUUUUUCUUACAUUUUCAGAAACGACUUUUAUAUUUAUACAUUUUAGAUUGAAUGGUUUGGUAUUUAUUGCUUUUGCCUGUUUUGGAGUUAUUUUGUUGCCCUGUCAAGAUGGAAUUCAGUGGCAUUACUCCUGAAACUGUAGAUGUAUCAUCUCACUAAAAACAACAAUAAAAUGAACUUCAAGCAACAGUAACAAA
Gallus gallus (chicken) is the source of this 3004-nucleotide messenger RNA. It is a transcript of the gene STAMBPL1, whose product is annotated as STAM binding protein like 1. Bases 1386 to 2747 code for a protein of 453 amino acids. The transcript has 11 exons. Gene Ontology annotation, biological process: protein K63-linked deubiquitination. The record is from RefSeq and is a predicted model, not a curated record. Gene Ontology annotation, cellular component: endosome; membrane. Gene Ontology annotation, molecular function: metal-dependent deubiquitinase activity; K63-linked deubiquitinase activity; protein binding. NCBI's taxonomy places the organism in Eukaryota, Metazoa, Chordata, Aves, Galliformes, Phasianidae.